AUGGCCAUUACAAAAGUCGCCGUCGCCGGAGGAACUGGCAACCUCGGUCCAGCAGUCGUCAACGCUCUAGUAGAAGCCAACUUCCAAGUCACUCUCCUUAGUCGCUCCUCGACAAACGAAAUCAACUCCCAAGUAAAGACCCAAGUGGUCGACUACAACUCCCUGGACUCCCUCGUCACAGCUCUCACAGGCCAAGACGCAGUUGUCGACGUCCUCCCCUCAGGAUCAAUCCCCGUCGAAUUCCCUCUCCGCCUCAUCGAAGCCGCACACAAAGCCGGAGUCCAGCGCUACAUCCCGUCCGAAUAUGGCUGUGACACCUUCCAUCCCCUCACCUCUAAGCUACCCGUCUUCGCUGACAAGGUCACCGUCAUCAACCGACUGAAGGAGAUCUCGGCACAAGAUAGUGCAUUCACCUACACACCCAUCAUUACGGGACCCUUCUUCGACUGGGGAUUAAAGAUGAAGUUCACAAUCAACCUAUCCGGACCAUCAACUCCCAUAUACGACGGCGGCGAUUCGCCAUUUAGCACAACCACCCUUGCAGGUAUCGGACGUGCGAUCGCCGGUGUAUUGGAGCAUCCUGAGGAGACGAAGAACCGGACAGUAUACGUCUCACAGGCAGAAAUAACACAGAAUAAACUUCUGGCGUGGUCUGGGAAGACAAUUGAGCGGGAGGAUAUUAGUACUGCGGAUUUGGAGAAGAAGGCGUACGAGGCUGUUAAGCUUUCACCGCCUGAUUUCAGGACUUUUGCGGUGAAUUUGAUUCGACUGGCGGUUUUUAAUCCUGCUUAUGGGAGUGCGUUUGCCAAGACGGAUAAUGAGUUGCUUGGGGUUCAUAGGUUUUCGGAGGCUGAGAUUGUGGAUUUGGUUAAACAAUACUCUUGA
Molecule: messenger RNA, 885 nt
Organism: Penicillium longicatenatum
Lineage: Eukaryota; Fungi; Ascomycota; Eurotiomycetes; Eurotiales; Aspergillaceae
Product: aromatic alcohol reductase
Exons: 2
Coding region: 1-885 (294 amino acids)
Molecular function (GO): oxidoreductase activity
Source: RefSeq, a predicted model, not a curated record